Messenger RNA from Rubroshorea leprosula, 1227 nucleotides. The record is from the annotation of a GenBank genome assembly. Lineage: Eukaryota; Viridiplantae; Streptophyta; Magnoliopsida; Malvales; Dipterocarpaceae.
AAUUAGCUGUGUUUCUAUUCAGGUUGCGGCUUUACUGCUCUUGUCUCAACAGGAAGAAAGGCAUUUAUUACAGAGAAACGUAAAUACAGCCCUUCAGAAAAAAAUAGACGAGCUUCAGAGAAAUUUACUUCAAGUUACCAAUGAAAAGGUGAAAGCUCUUAUGGAGCUGGCAUGCUUGAAGCAGAAAUAUCAGUCACUUAAAGAGAAAACCAGUAAUGAGAUGAAGCAAGGGAACCUUUUAGAUGAAACUGGGGAGAAAAGAAUUGGUACAAAUGAACGACAUGGAAGGCUAAGAAACCUGCUGAAGAAAACAUAUCUGAGACGUUGGGUUGGUACAUUAGAUAAUGGUGGAAAUGAAACAGAAGCUCAUCCAAAUAAUGAUGGAGAUUUCUCUGACAGAAUGUUUAGUAUGAGUAUGGAUUUUGCAGGAAUGAAGAUCGAAAAUGCAAUGCUUAAGGAGAGCAUUGAAAGCAUGGAGCACCUUACUUCAUCUGUUCAUAGACUACGCCUUUCUCUUCUGAAGGUAAAAGAGUCUGUUACCUCUGAAGGCAUGGAAAUAAGUUUGUUAGAAGCUCUUGAUGAGAUUAUUAAUGAGGCAAGACUUGUUAAGACUGCCCUUGGAAGCUCCCUACCAAUUAGUUGGUCAGCUGAAGCCGAUAUUGGAUUGACUGGGGAAAAUGCUGGAAGCGAGUUUGGUGAUGUCUAUGAAGAUUGCAGCAGGGACAAAAUAGACUCGGUCACUGCUGCAGGGUUUGAAAUGGUGGAACUUGUAAAGCUUGCCGCUCAGAUAUUGAAGGAAAGAACUAUAGCAGGUUCUUGAACAAGAGGGCAAUCUAUGCAUCAGAUGGCACAUUUGAUACCAGACACAUAUCUGUACAGGUUUUGAAACUGUUAAAUGGGUAAUUGAAUUAGGUGUAAAAUCAAAUUCAUAUUGAAAGCGUUAGAGGCAAAAAAAAUGGGUCUGGCUUCGUCAUGGGAGCAUGGUAACAAGGGUGCAAUGGUGAGGGCCACCGGAACAAUGUUCAUGUUGGUGUGUUGUUCAUGGAGAAUAUCAGGGGAUCUAGGCUUCCCCCACCCCCUGUAACUGUACAUGGUUGUAAUCUUUCUGUUGCUUGUGUGAUGUACAGUUAAAUUUCGAUUGAAUUAAUUCUGCACAUAAUUCAUAGAAGCACAAGAGCUGAUAGAUCCAAACUCUUUAUAUUCACCUUAUAAAAUCAAAUUGUUCAU